Cyanistes caeruleus (blue tit) is the source of this 3620-nucleotide messenger RNA. NCBI's taxonomy places the organism in Eukaryota, Metazoa, Chordata, Aves, Passeriformes, Paridae. The record is from RefSeq and is a predicted model, not a curated record.
AUCCUACUGUGGUGCGUAAGAAGAGAGAAUGCUGGGGAAAACACUGCUUGCAACAGCAUAGAGCUACAGGCAUAGAACUUACUGAACUCCUGCAAUUCUUCAAAAGGAAAUACCAAAAUAAAGCAGAUGUUGUGUCCUGUACUGUUAUCUCAAGGUUUAGCAAGAGAUUCUGUUACGUGCUUCUUGGCAGCAGGAAUGUAAACUAAUUCUUUCAGCACUGAACUAGAACCUUGACAAGGUUAAAAUUACAGAUUCAAUAUUGCAUAAACAUGGGUGCAUUUUUGGAUAAACCAAAAACUGAAAAACAUAAUGCUCAUGGUGCAGGGAAUGGCUUGCGUUAUGGCCUCAGCAGUAUGCAGGGAUGGAGAGUGGAAAUGGAAGAUGCUCACACAGCUGUUGUAGGUAUUCCCCAUGGCUUAGAGGACUGGUCCUUUUUUGCUGUCUAUGAUGGUCACGCAGGAUCUCGUGUUGCAAAUUACUGCUCCACUCAUUUAUUAGAACACAUCACUAACAAUGAAGACUUUAGGGCGACAGAAAAACCUGGAUCUGCUCUUGAACCUUCAGUGGAAAAUGUCAAGAGUGGAAUCAGAACUGGCUUUUUGAAAAUUGAUGAGUAUAUGCGCAAUUUCGCAGACCUCAGAAAUGGCAUGGACAGAAGUGGCUCAACAGCAGUAGGAGUUAUGAUUUCACCUGAGCAUGUAUACUUUAUCAACUGUGGUGAUUCACGUGCUGUUCUCUAUAGGAAUGGACAAGUCUGUUUUUCAACACAGGAUCACAAACCUUGCAACCCAAGGGAGAAAGAGCGAAUCCAGAAUGCAGGAGGCAGUGUAAUGAUUCAGCGUGUUAAUGGUUCAUUGGCAGUUUCUCGAGCUCUGGGGGACUACGACUACAAAUGUGUUGAUGGUAAAGGCCCUACAGAACAACUUGUUUCUCCAGAGCCUGAGGUGUGUGAAAUUUUAAGGGCAGAAGAAGAUGAGUUUAUCAUCCUGGCUUGUGAUGGAAUCUGGGAUGUAAUGAGCAAUGAAGAGCUCUGUGAAUUUGUAAAGUCUAGACUUGAAGUAUCAAAUGACCUGGAAACAGUGUGCAAUUGGGUAGUGGACACUUGUUUACAUAAGGGGAGUCGUGAUAACAUGAGUAUUGUAUUAGUUUGUUUUUCAAAUGCUCCUAAGGUCUCAGAGGAGGCAGUGAAAAAAGAUGCUGAGUUGGAUAAGUACUUGGAAUCACGGGUUGAAGAAAUUAUGGAAAAAUCGGGUGAAGAAGGAAUGCCUGAUCUUGCUCAUGUUAUUCGUAUUUUAACUGCAGAGAAUAUCCCUAAUUUACCACCAGGAGGUGGUUUAGCUGGCAAGCGUAAUAUUAUUGAAAAUGUGUAUACUAGGCUGAAUCCACACAGAGACAAUGAGGGGGUGCUGUGGCCAGAGUCUCCAGGACAAGAACUUUCAAGUAAAACAGUUGAGGUGAAAGCUAAGAGCUUACCUAUGGAGCUGAGUGAGAAGGGAGGUGUGGAGAAUAAUGGAUUUGUUCAAAAUGAGGCUUUUGAGGACAAGGAGAUGGAUACCAGUAGCCAAGAAGAAAUGUCAAAAAAGUGCAGUGUUGAUGUGGACCUGGUGGUUGUAGAGGACACGGUGCUGAAGCCUUAUGCUGGGAUGCCAAAGGAAGUCUUGCUGCAGUUCUCCAGCCAAGCCCGCUACAGAGUCACCAGGGAGAUCCUCUUCUGGCUCAUAAUUGCUGGUUCUAUGGCGCUUGUGUGCACUACGAUUGCCAUCAUUGCUGUCUCUCCAAAGUGCCUUGACUGGUGGCAAGCUAGUCCUAUUUACCAGAUCUAUCCUCGUUCCUUCAAGGACAGCAACAUGGAUGGGAAUGGGGAUCUGAAAGGUAUCCAAGAAAAACUGGACCAUAUUACAUAUUUGAAUAUAAAAACCAUCUGGAUCACCUCUUUCUUUAAGUCCCCUUUAAAAGACCUUGGAUAUGGAGCUGAAGAUUUCUAUGACAUUGAUCCCAUUUUUGGAUCAAUGAGAGAUUUUGAGAAUCUGAUUGCAGCCAUACAUGACAAAGGGCUAAAGGUGAUAAUGGAUUUAAUACCAAACCACACAAGCGACAAACACCGGUGGUUUCAGCUGAGCCGCAAUCGGACUGGCAAAUACACAGACUACUACAUCUGGCAGGACUGCAUGCAGGCUUCUGGCUCAGUUAUCCCUCCCAACAACUGGGUGAGUGUCUUUGGGAAUUCCAGCUGGCAGUUUGACGAUGUGAGAAAGCAAUGUUAUUUCCAUCAGUUUGGGAAGGAACAGCCAGACUUGAAUUUUCGCAGCCCUGCUGUCCAGCAAGAGAUCCAUGAUAUUAUAAAAUUUUGGCUUGGGAAAGGAGUGGAUGGGUUUAGUUUUGGUGCUGUUAAAUUUCUCUUAGAAGCAACACAUCUCCGAGAUGAGCCUCGAGUGGACAAGUCUCGGAAGGGAGAAAAUAUCACAGCCUAUUCCCAGCUCUACCAUGACUACACCACCACGCAGGUUGGUUUGCAUGAUAUCAUCCGCAGCUUCCGUCACACCAUGAAUGAGUUCAGCAGAGAGCCUGGCAGAUACAGAUUUAUGGGUUCUGAUGAUGAUGAAAAGGAAGACAUUGGAGCAACAAUGAUGUAUUAUGGAACGACUUUUAUCCAAGAAGCAGAUUUUCCCUUCAAUUUCAACCUAAUUAACAUGAAAAAUCUAUCGGGCAACAGUAUUUUUGAAGCUGUCGACUCAUGGAUGAAAAACAUGCCUGCAGGAAAAUGGCCAAACUGGGCAGUUGGAAGCCCUAACGCUGCUCGGAUUUCAACUCGGAUUGGGAAGGAGUACAUCAAUGUCAUGAACAUGCUGCUUUUAACCCUCCCUGGCACUCCUGUAACUUACUAUGGUGAAGAAAUAGGCAUGGAGAACAUUGCAUCAGAAAAUGCAACCCUCCCAGAGAAAUCCCCCAUGCAAUGGGAUGGAAAAGUUAAUGCUGGUUUUACAGAAGGCAACAGCAGCUGGUUACCUGUUAACUCCAACUACCAAAGUAUAAAUGUGGAAAUCCAGAGCACCUGGUCCAACUCAACCCUGAGUUUGUACAGAGCACUGACUUUGCUGCGGAACAAUGAGCUCCCCAUGAAUCGAGGGUGGAUGUGCUACAUCUGGAAUGACAGUAACGUGUUUGUGUUCGUGAGGGAGCUGGAUGGGUUAGACAGAGUCUUCAUGAUGGUGCUCAACUUCGGCCAGGAGGUGACAAUAGACCUGAGGGCCAUAGCUCCCAACCUUCCCUCUGAAGCUGUAAUAAGACUCAGUACUCAUUUUAGCAAUGCUGGUAAAGUGGUCAAUACCAAACUAAUUAAAACUGAAAUGGGAGAAGGCCUGGUCCUUGAAUAUAAAACAGCAAAGCCUGUUCAUACUAUGGAAGCUUUUCAAGGGAAGUGUUUUGUGGCAGAAAAAGCUUGUUAUUCCAAGGUCCUCAAUUUACUCUACAUGAACUGUUAAGUAGAGGAAUAGAAUACCUAUGCUUUAAUGUUAAUUUAGAAGAUACUAGUGUCUGGGAAAUGCUAAAAAUACUCAUUUUUCCUUGGCUUUUAAAAUUUUGUGUACAAAAUAAAUGUCCUGAAAAAAUCAGAUCGAUAA